CAUCGAAACGGUCGGAGCAGUUCUAACGGGAACACUAUUUCUGGAUGUUUUCCGGUUCAAGCCAUCCCAUCUAGUCAUAGACUUAAGUAAUAGUUUAAGUUUGACUCGCGGAUCGAACGAGUAUACAUACAUCAACAAAAUGUCGAUGACAUCGCUGGGUAUCAGCACCGGUUUCAUGAUCGGUUACUGUGUCCUUGCCCAGAUAGCUCGUCGUUUCGCCAAACGUUUCGUCGAUCGCGAAGGCAUCGUGCCGGUACUCAUUAAUGAAGCGAUCGCUGCAGCAGAAUUAUGCGCUUGCUGUUUUGAAUUAAUCAUUGUAGCGGAUAAUUUUGGUGUUGCCGCUUAUGCAGUCUUUCUAUUUAUGCUUACCAUUUGGUGGGGCAAAGUAUGGGGUGAUGCUUCGGCAUGUCCAUAUACACACAUGGAAGACCUGGUGGAAGGCAAGACAUCAUUGAAGGAAGUCGCCUUGCGUACAUGGGCCGAAUUAAUGGGCGGCUGUUGUGUUUAUAGGAUAGUUCAAGUCUUUUGGUGGUUCGAAUUUGCCGAAACUCACAAAGGACGCGCCUUUGAGGAAUGCAACGCUGAUUUACAGGUACACCCCUAUCUCGGCGCCGCUAUCGAAGGUUUAGCCACGCUGCUCUGUCGUCUCGCUUCGAAGGCGCUCAGUGAGAAAGAGCCGAAGUUCAGCAACAUCAUUGACUCAUUCAUUGGCACCAGUUUAGUGGUAGCAGGUAAGCGAAAAUCAGCCAACCAAAUAACACUAUUAGUCAUUAGUUCUGUCCAUAUGUUUUCAGCAUUUAACUACUCGGGCGGCUAUUUCAAUCCCGUGCUGGCAACUGCGCUCAAAUGGGGCUGCCGCGGACACACCAAUUUGGAGCACAUCAUUGUCUAUUGGAUUGGAGCAUGUGUUGGCGCGCUGUUGUCAGUGCCGGUUUAUAGAGUGCCAGUCGUCAGACGCUUCCUAGUGGGCGAACACAAAGAGAAGGAAGAAUAGAAUCGUGGCCAGCGAA
Messenger RNA from Rhagoletis pomonella (apple maggot), 1010 nucleotides. It is a transcript of the gene AQP, whose product is annotated as aquaporin-11. Bases 140 to 994 code for a protein of 284 amino acids. Gene Ontology annotation, molecular function: channel activity. The transcript is spliced from 5 exons. The record is from RefSeq and is a predicted model, not a curated record. Gene Ontology annotation, cellular component: cytoplasm. NCBI's taxonomy places the organism in Eukaryota, Metazoa, Arthropoda, Insecta, Diptera, Tephritidae.